UUUUUCUUUCUUUCUAUCUUUCUAUAUAUUACAUGAUCAAUAUAUGAAUUCUAUCGGACUACCCUCUAUAUUUCUAUCUUAAAGUGUCAAAUAAAUUUUGGGGUACCCAAUAUUUUUCAAUAAUUUAUUUAUUUAGAUAGAAAAAAUGAAGGUGAUUAUGAAACUAAAAACGACUCCAAAUACCCGUUUGGUCCUGGUUCUCCAUAAGUGCAAGACACAAUUACAUAUUAUACGUAUGAAGUAGCAGAGCAAUGAUAGCAUAUGAAGAUGGCAUUAGAGCUAAAGAAAUGGUGUUUAGUAGAAGGAUUGAAAUCAUUGAAGGAUGUCAAGCUCGCCCACUGUCGCCUCCUCCGCCUCAACCUCCAACAAGACAACUACCUUCCAAACAUCAUCCUCCGAUCUUCCUUAACCUUAUCAAACACCCAGUACUCAAACCUCGUUUUCCACAAAACACCAACAUACCCAAACACCUUUCUCUACAACACCAUGAUUCGUGGCAUGGUCUCCAACGACCGUUUCCAUGACGCCGUUCAACUUUAUUCCUCAAUGCACAAAGCUUCUCUUAUCCCAGAUAACUUCACUUUCCCUUUCGUCCUCAAAGCGUGUGCUAGACUCAACCUUUUUCAAUUGGGUAUCGCAAUUCAUUCACUUGUCAUUAAAACUGGUUUUGAUUAUGAUGUUUUCGUGAAAACGAAUAUUGUUUGUUUUUACUCUAAGUGCGGGUUUUUAACUGAUGCACGGAAGGUGUUUGAUGAUAUUCGUGAUAAAAAUGUUGUGUCUUGGACUGCUAUUAUUGGUGGUGAGUUGUUUAGAGGGUUGUUGGAGAUGGGUUUGAGACCUGAUGGUUUUGUUAUUGUUCGUGUUUUGCGUGCUUGUGCGAGGUUAGGGGAUUUGGAGAGUGGAAGGUGGAUAGAUUGGUGUAUGAGUGAGUGUGGUUUGCAUAGGAAUGUUUUUGUGGCUACCUCUUUGGUGGAUAUGUAUGCCAAGUGUGGAAGUAUGGAGGAAGCGCGUUGUGUGUUUGAUGGAAUGGUUGAGAAGGAUGUUGUUUGUUGGAGUGCCAUGAUUCAUGGCUAUGCGUCCAAUGGGCUACCUAGAGAGGCACUUGAGUUGUUCUUUGAAAUGAGGAAGGUAAAUGUAAGGCCCGAUUGUUAUGCCAUGGUGGGCUUUCUCUCUGCUUGUGCGAGGUUGGGAGCGCUGGAGAUGGGAAUUUGGGCUAAGGGUUUGAUGGAUGAUGAGGAGUUUUUGUCUAAUCCUGUGUUGGGUACUUCCUUGAUUGACUUGUAUGCAAAAUGUGGAAGCGUUGAGGAGGCUUUGGGGGUUUACAAAAUGAUGAAGGAGAAAGAUCGUGUUGUAUUCAAUGCUGUUAUUUCUGGACUCGCUAUGUAUGGACAUGUUGGGACUGCAUUUGGAGUGUUUGGUCAAAUGGGAAAGUGUGGAAUCUGGCCCGAUGAGAAUACUUUUGUUGGUUUGCUCUGUGGAUGUACUCAUGCUGGUCUGGUUGAUGAUGGUCGACGCUAUUUUAAUAGCAUGAGUUGUGCGUUUUCUGUGACUCCUACUAUUGAGCAUUAUGGAUGUAUGGUGGAUCUCCUAGCCCGUGCAGGUUUGUUGGUUGAAGCGCAAAAUUUGAUCAAGGGUAUGCCAAUGAAGGCUAAUGCAAUUGUUUGGGGGGCAUUGUUGGGAGGAUGUAGGUUGCAUCGUGAAACCCAGUUGGCCGAACAUGUGCUGAAGCAGCUCAUCGAGUUAGAACCAUGGAAUUCGGGACAUUAUGUUCUCUUAUCAAAUAUAUAUUCAGCAAAUAGUAGAUGGGACGAGGCAGAAAAAAUUAGGUCAACAUUGAAUGAGAAAGGGAUGCAAAAGUUACCUGGGUAUAGUUGGGUUGAAGUUGACGGGGUCGUUCACGAAUUCCUUGUGGGAGACACUUCUCAUCCCUUAUCACAAAAGAUAUAUGAAAAGCUUGAAAGUUUAUUUAAGGACUUGAAAGAAGCUGGUUAUAAUCCGACCACUGAGUUUGUGCUCUUUGAUGUAGAGGAGGAGGAGAAAGAAUACUUCCUUGGCUGUCAUAGUGAGAAGUUAGCUGUUGCAUUUGCACUGAUCAGUACUGGUGCCAAAGAUGUGAUCCGUGUUGUUAAAAAUCUUCGUGUAUGUGGUGAUUGUCAUGAGGCAAUGAAACUCAUUUCAAAAGUUACUGGGAGAGAGAUAGUCAUUAGGGAUAAUAACAGAUUCCAUUGUUUCAGUGAUGGUGCAUGUUCUUGUCGGGAUUAUUGGUAAAAUUUAGAUGUAUUUUGGGUUCUAAAGUCCAAGUUCAUCGUUUGCCUCUCUUCUAAAGUCCAAGUUCAUCGUUUGCCUCUCUUCUAAAGUCGGAUGGAAAAAUGGCCAAGUCCACUUUUUUAAUGCAUUUGCAUGCCUAACUUCAUAAUUCCUCCCAUCCCUCAAUUUGAAGCAGCAGUAUGGGUCCAAAAUGAACUCAAGAGUCACUGCUGUCUUUUAUUUAGACUGCAAAUUCUUUUCUCCAGGUCUGUAACGAUUGCAGGCGAGCAUUUGAAUUACUGAGUUGCUGACUAUUUCUUUAUUCAGUAUGAAGUAUGAACCUAAUUAGGUUGAAUGCGCGGAAAAACUUUGCACGACACUUAUAUUCGGGUGGAGAGCUUAAGCAUAGUUUUUGAGAUAAACUAUAUAUGCAACUUAGACCAGUCAGCCCUUUGAAGUCUAGCAAGAACGGCACGCAUUUUGUAGCAAGUGACUGGGAUGUCUUACUGCAUUUACAUAAAUGAUAAUCUACCAGUGAAGGAAAAACAUUAAACUUUUAGCUGAAAAUUUGAGCUAUGAAUUCUCUCUACAUGAAGAUGCAGCAAGUUUCUGUUCACCUCUUGUAUUGUGUGUUGUAUAGUCAGUAAUUCUUACUAGUACCCUGCUCAAAAGUUCUUAAUGGAUAAUACAAAAAUGUGAAAUGUUUUACAAGGCUAGGAUAUUGUGUGGAUAUUUUGAGUUUUGCUAAGCUCUACUUCAUGGCAUUUGCGGAUGAAUUAGCUCGAGCAACAAAAACUUCUGGCAAAGGACAUUUAAAAAUGCUAUGUUCAGGCUACAUAGCAUUGUGAAACAGGUUGUUGCUGAAAUGACAGCUAUUGGGUUUGGUCUUCCUAGGAAUGCAUUCACGUCUCUUAUGAAGCUCGCGAGCGCAUCCGUUACUCAUGGAAAGGCAAAAUAUAAGUAAAACUUAAAGAUUAGUUGAUUACAGAACCUGUGUCUUAUGAAGAAUGAUCACGAUUCACUUCAAGAUAGAUUAAUUAAAAUAAAAAAAGAUGUUGGACACCAUUCACAUAUCACAAUCUCAUUGUAUCAUCAAUUUCCUUUUAGAUUUAUUUUCAUUAGUUGUACGAUACUAGUUUCCAUUAUAGAAAGUUGAGAUUGUUUUAAGAAGCAUUUAAUAUUUGGAUUCUAGAAAGCCAAUAGUACUUCCUUUCAUUUUAUUAGUUGAAUGCUUGUUUGGACAACACUGAUGAUACAAGGAUAUAAUAACACCAAAGAUAGGAUGUAAGAAUUUUCUUUUU
Cicer arietinum (chickpea) is the source of this 3548-nucleotide messenger RNA. RefSeq names its product putative pentatricopeptide repeat-containing protein At3g08820. Gene Ontology annotation, molecular function: protein binding; zinc ion binding; RNA binding. The record is from RefSeq and is a predicted model, not a curated record. Gene Ontology annotation, biological process: RNA modification. NCBI's taxonomy places the organism in Eukaryota, Viridiplantae, Streptophyta, Magnoliopsida, Fabales, Fabaceae.